AUGUCAAGUGCUGAGGCUAAGUAUAUCAAGAGUCAGAAAUGGCCUCCAGAAUUUUCAAAGAAGGUCGACAUGCGCAAAGUCAACGUCGAGAUUCUGAAACAAUGGAUCUCAACUAGAAUAUCUGAGCUACUAAAGGCAGACGAUGAUGUGCUUAUCGAAUUGAUCUUUGGAAUGCUGGAGAGCGAAACUUUUCCUGAUCCCAAGAAGUUGCAAUGGAGUCUUACUGGCUUUUUAGAGCACGAUACGGCUGCUUUCUGUAAGGAGAUGUGGGAAUUGAUGCUGGAUGCACAGAGUCAGCCUCAGGGUGUACCAAAGCGCUUGAUUGAAGCUAAGAAAGAGGAAAUGAGAAAAGAAAAGGAAGAAACAGAACGAGUCGCAAAGCAAGCUCGUGAUUCCCGGCAAAAGGAGGACGAAAAGGACAAAAAUCUAGAAGAAAUCCGCCAACGCGAACGUGCAGAACGCGGUGAAGGUCGCGGACGAGGUGGCGGUGGUCCAGGUGGCAGAGGCGGCCGUCGUGGAGGUGGCCGCGAUGCUGGUGGUGACCGUGGCGGAUACCGCCGGGAUCGUAGCAGGACCAAUUCACCGCCCGCACGCACCCGUGGUGCAGGCGCAGGCGCAGGACGUGAUUCUCCAGCUGAUCGAGAUUCCUACCGUGGAGGUAGAGAUGAUUAUUCUUCGCGUCCGAAACGCAUGAUGGAUACAUACAUCCCGUCUGCACGUGGUGGUGGGGGAAGAGAUGAUAGGAGAAGAGAUUUUGAUUAUGAUGAUAGGGAUAAUCGGCGGAAUAGUUGGAGGCGCAGGGGUGGUGAUGAGCCAACUCGGAGUGCAUCGCCACACGCUCCGAGAAGGGAUCGAUCGAGGACUAAAUCGAGGUCCAGGUCCAGAUCUAGGUCUGAGUCAUAUGAUUCCCCUCCCAAACGGACGGAAGACAGAUACCGAGGCAAAGGCGGGCCUAGGCCAAAAUCUAGGUCACCGGAUAGGUAUGAUAGACGAUCCAGACGCGGAGAAUAUGCCCGCCGCGACGACCGCCGCAGAUACCGUAGUUCUUCCUCGGCGUCUUCAGAAACCGCUUCAAGUGAAGGAUCCGAUAAACGAAAAUCUCGAGACGAUAAACGAGAUGACCGCCGCCGUCAUCGCGAGGAUACAGAUGAUGAAGAUGAUAGGAGAAGGAAGCGUAAGAGUGGUGGAGACCGACGAGGUUCCUAUGAUCGAGGUUUUGAUGAUAGGGAUAGAGACAGGGAUAGGCAGCGCUCCGGCAGGGACCGGAGACGUCGUUCCAGAUCUCCCUCUUCUGAUGCACGUUCACGGUCGAGCUCUAGGGCUGAUUCAGACGUAGUCAAGGGCAAAGCAAACGAUUACGGCCGCCUAAAGUCGAGAAACGAUGACCGUCGCAGGUCUUCACCUGAGAAUUCGAGAUCGAAGCGCGCUCGCAGACGGUCCCCUUCAUCAUCGGGAUCACCGCCACCAGAGAAGAGUGGUCGUCCGAAGUCGUCGAAGAAGAACGAUGAAGAUGUCGAUAUGGAAGAUGCUGAGAAGGCACGUCAUUGA
Molecule: messenger RNA, 1548 nt
Organism: Orbilia oligospora ATCC 24927
Lineage: Eukaryota; Fungi; Ascomycota; Orbiliomycetes; Orbiliales; Orbiliaceae
Exons: 5
Coding region: 1-1548 (515 amino acids)
Biological process (GO): mRNA processing; regulation of mRNA splicing, via spliceosome
Cellular component (GO): spliceosomal complex
Molecular function (GO): RNA binding
Source: RefSeq, a predicted model, not a curated record